CAUCAACCCAACUAUCUUCUUCUCUUUUAGAUCCCCAUUUUUUUUUUACCAAAAACACAUUGUAAAAAUGGGAAAGGAUCUAGAAAUAGCUGGCUACACCGUCUUGCCGCUUCGUUUGCCCCCCGCCGAGUCAAAGCGUGCAAAGCCCGCAACACAUUAUCUCUACCUCCGACCUCAUGAACCACGCAUUCCCGACGCUGAUACACCCCGCUCGCUAUUCGUAGUCAAUGUUCCUCUCGACACGACAGAGCUACAUCUGCGCCACUUAUUCGGGACCCAGCUAGCCGCCGGCCGUGUAGAGCGAGUUCACUUCGAAAGCGUACCGACGAAGAAAAAGGGAGGAAUGGCCACGGCGCAUAGCAUGGUCGCGAAUGUCUCGAAAAGCAAAAAGAGAAAGAGAGUGACAGCCGAUGAACUACAGAAUCAGCUGGAUAAUGUCACAUUACCGUCUAUGUGGGACCGGGAACUUCAAAAAAGCGGUGCGCAUGCGGUCGUCGUCUUUGUCGAUAAGCCCAGCAUGGAGGCCAGUGUGAAAGCGGCCAAGAAGGCAGGCAAAAAGAAGGAUGGGGAACUUGUCUGGGGCGAAGGCAUCGAGGACCGUCUUCCUCAGUUGGGCUUGCAGCGUUAUCUUAACCAUGAACAGGCCAGGUAUCCUCCCCGCGCGGAGUUGCUGCGCACGGUGAACGAUUUCAUGACGAUGUUUGAAACUGUUGCAGAGGCUAGGAGGAAGGAGCAGGCACUCAGGGCACAGGAACCGGACGAGGAUGGGUUUAUUACGGUUACGAGUGGGCCGAAGCUUACGUCUGUUGCACACGAAGAUGAGGCUAGGGAGUUGAUAGAGAAGCAGAAGCAGAAGUCUCAAGGAUUGGAGGACUUCUAUCGGUUCCAGUCGAGAGAGAAGAGGAAGGAGAGGCAGAAUGAGUUGCUGAAGAAGUUCGAUGAGGAUAAGAAGAAGCUGGAGGAGAUGAAGAAACGGAAGGGAAAGAUUAGGCCUGAAUAAUGCAUUUAUUGUGUGUCGGCAUCGAUUCUUAGCAUGGCGUUUGGGAUAGAUUAAAAGUUUUGACAUCCUCAUGGAUUGGAGAUGUACGUGCGAAGUGGCUGUGAGUGAAGUGCACAUCUUUUGUUCAUCUUUUGCACUGUGUCCCAUUAUAUUCCAUACCGAUGAUGAGGCCGCUGGGGCCAGAGGAGAGCAAGACUCGACCUUGGUCGAUGUCAUGCCAUGCCUUCAAAAACCAGCGAAACCAAUAUCUUCUCACCUUUCUGAAGCAUUAAGCAACCAUCUUUUGUCUAUAGAAUAUUGCUGCAGAUUUAGGACACCUGCUGACAACUGAUACUCCGACUAGGUAC
Molecule: messenger RNA, 1347 nt
Organism: Aspergillus caelatus
Lineage: Eukaryota; Fungi; Ascomycota; Eurotiomycetes; Eurotiales; Aspergillaceae
Product: putative ribosomal small subunit assembly protein
Exons: 2
Coding region: 68-1000 (310 amino acids)
Biological process (GO): rRNA processing; ribosomal small subunit assembly
Cellular component (GO): CURI complex; UTP-C complex
Source: RefSeq, a predicted model, not a curated record